UGAGUGGGAUGAGUCGCAGAUAUAGGGUAGGGGGAGCGCGACGAAACGCUUUCCCCUCCAUUGUUUGAAAAAUCCCGCCUGUCCCUUUUGCAAUCGAUAGAUGUCGCGCUCUAUUGUUGACUCGGAUCAAAAUGGCAGCCUGUAAUGGGCACUCCGGAGCAACAUUGUUCACGUAUCUUUAUGAUAAAUGCUAAGGGUGAUUUUGAUUUUAGUUCAAAAGUUUUAUCAUAACCGUGGCCAAGGAUUAUAAUAAGGAAAUAAAUGCAAUCUACUGUGAAUCAUGUGCGAAAUUUUGCGGUGUGGCUAACGUCCGAACAUAUCGUGCGUUUGAUAUUUUGUUGGAGCCAUAUUUACUCUGUUUUCUACGUUAAGGAUUGUUCACGUAUUUUAUUGUACAACUAAAGACGGAUUCGAGGACUGUGGUUACAAGUGUCAAGGAUGUGAUGGCAACGUUGAACUUGUUCCCAAAACGGGAGCCAAAGCUGUGACCAUUUGAGCAAAUCUGUGAAGUUUCUAUGAAACUUCAUCAACUGUCUUCAAGAAAUGAAAAAAAAUGCAUUGAAAGCUAAUAUCACGAAUAUUGUAGAGUUAGUUGAGCCAAAAUCUGAACUGGAAAAUCUACAAAAGUAGAUAAGUAGGCUAGGCACUCUUGUGCAAAUUUUGGGUUAUGGAUCCUGUCGGGCCAUGGUAUGCAUCGUACAACCGUUUAGCUACAGGUGCUACAGCCAGUACGUUCCAAUCUACUAGUUCUAGUACAAACAGUGAGUUUGUGUCUCAUCAUUUGGCUUCAGCAGCAACUCAAGCUGUGCCUUCGACUACGUCGCAGCUGCUUUUGCAGGCUGCCCAUACUACAGCAACGCUGGCGGGACAACCAUCACCUUUUAAUCCUGGGGGAUUCCUAUCGCCUCCACCAGUUGGCUACGAUGUUUUCUCUCCCUUGUUUCAUCACGCAAACUCUAAGCAAGCUCAUUAUGUGACGCAACAUAGGCAAGCCCUAGUUCAAGCGCAGGCUGCAGCUGCCACCAAACAAAAUAGUGGCACAGAAAAUGAAAUCACAACUCUGAGGGAAAAUUACAACUCUUCUCAUCAGGGAACAUUCUUUGAGCAUCAGGGCAAUGCUUCAACGCCAACUACUUCCAGUCUAGCGUGGACUCAUCAAAACAAUUCCCAGCUCCCAAGUCCUUUUGGGAUCUUACCUCAUGAAAGUGUUGUCCCGUCUUCACCAGGCCCUCCUACAUCUAAAUCUGGUGGUGGCGGUUACGAAAAUGCAUUCAACGCUCAUUUUGCUGCUGCUCAAACUUUAAAUAAUUUAAAUUCACAAUUACCGUCUCCUGUGGUAACAGCAGCUGAGUUUAAAUCAUCGAAUUACACAGAAUCGAAAAAAGUCACCAGUGUGAGACCGCAGUCACCGGCUGUUACAGUGAAACCAGUUGUUGCCGUACCAACAGCUGGUAGUAGUCAACCUUUUUUUCAACAAGCUCCAACAAGCUUUAGUUCAGAACCAUUAUCCAGUAAUUAUCCUGCUGGAAAUGGAAGCCAAGCAUCUAAUGCAAAGGUUCAACCCUCUCUUCAACAUCAACAAUCCUGCAUAGUUUCUACACCGAGCAACACCUCAGGAAAGGAAUACAGAAUCCCACAACCUCCACUCAGCUCAACCUCUGCAGCUUCCAUCUUUCUGAAUACAAGUGCUGCUGUAAGAUCUACACCUCCCCAAGUACAGGAAAAGCAGACACCAAGAAACAGCAGCUUUGCUUCCCCUCCCAAUAAAGCAACUGUAACUCCACAGUCUAUUCAGACUAAAGCACAGACUAAAAUCUACCCAGAACUUGCAAGCCAUGGUGAACAUAGAAGAGCUGAUCAAAAUCCUCAUGAAAAUAGCCAAUCAUCUCCCAUUAGCUUUUCUCUGAUAGAUUCGCGAGGAUUGAAUUAUACUGGAAAUAAUACAACUAAUUGUAACAAUACUAACAGCAAAUUAACUACUGCUCAAAGAACGCCUACCAACAGCAAUAUUCAACAACACACUCAGCAGCAGCAGUUUCAUGUAUUAAAUCAGCAGCAACAACAACAGCAACAACAUCAACAACAACAACAACAACAACAACAACAACAACAACAAACAACUCCUUACAGGCAUUACUCAACAAGCUCUGCAAGUGAUUCUGAAUACCAUCAUACCGGUAGAUCAAAGUCAACGACGUCGACUGAUUCUGCGUACUCAUCUAAUAACUCUACGCAAAAUGGUCCUGACUGUGGGGUGGUUGUACCCAGGCGGCCAAGUCCUUUGCAAGCACAUUCUCAGGCUAGUCCGUUGGGUCAUGUCCCAAGUCCGGCAUACCCAAUGUAUAAUAGUCCAAUGGCAACUAUCUCAUCUCCAUCCCCGUUACAGCAGCAUGGAGAGCCUAAUGGAAAUCAAUGUAAUAGUGGUCCAUCAUUUAAGGUGGCUGUUCAACAAGUCACACCUCCAUCUCCGCUAGACGUUACAGUUUCCAGGCCAGCUUCACAAAAUCAGGUUGCAUACUCGUCUGUGAUAACACGUGCUUUGGGUACAGCAGAGAACAGUAAAGCGAAUUAUAAUACGGAGAACAGAACCUAUGAUAGGCAGCAGGAAUUUACGCAAAAUCAGAAACAACAGGGGUGCUGGGAAAAUGAUAACAGACAGACAAAUGCUAAUCGAAAAUUUCCUGUUACUGCGUAUUCAUCAGGUAACACAGAAAUGAGUGGGCAAAAUUUACCAGCUCAACAGCAGGCGCAGAGAGUAUUGAAUAUUUCUGAACGUCAGCAGGCUUAUUUUGAUUCAAGUCAGGUUACACUUCAGGAUUUGAGCAGCUGCAGGGGUGAUCCCAUGAGUAUUGUUAAAAAUUUACAAACUUUACAACAAGGCUCAUCUUGUCAGGUCCAACAACAAUCAACUCCCAAUCCAGCAGAGCAACAAAAACAAGUUGAAGAAAGGCGGAAGGUGGAUACAACGAACAAAAAGAGAAAAAGUUUUGAAAAAGGUACACACAGUUCCCCAUUAAACGAAUUAGCAGGUGCGGCAGCUAUGACUGAAUACUUGAGUAGAAUACCACCACCUGCACAUCAUAAUGCUAAUCAACAGCAACAAAAUGGUUACUUCGAUUUUGAAAGGUGGAACUUACCUCCACCACCUUCAAAAAUUUUUCCUACAGCACCGGGUGCCUUUGCCUCUCAAACUACUUUACAUCAUUCAAGUAACUUUGUCAGCAAUCCUGCGCACCAGCAUCAGUCUUUAAUGGUGCCUCACCAUCAUGCUCCACCACCGAUACCUUACUUUCCCGCAUUUCACCUACCACCUGGACACCAUCCACAUCAUGCACAUGAGUUUCAGUCAACCGUUGAAAUCUCACCAGUUGCAUAUGGAGAAAAUUCAGUAAAUAAUUCGAAUUAUAAUCAGGAAACCAGAGAUGAUCAGCCAAAGGUCAUAGUACCAAAUAUUGAGGAAGAAUUGGGCUUUCUUCAACACAAUCAACAACCAGUUCAAAGUGUUAAUCGGACUAAUAAAGACUUGAAGGGCUCAGGUAGUGGGAAAGACCCUAAUUCUGGUUUUAUGACUAGUUACCUCAAGUUUUUGCAAGGAGAAAGAGAUCCAUCACCUCCACCAGCAAUUCGAGGUGGCAGAAAAACAUCGUGGAAUAGAUUAACACCCUAUGUACCACUGGAACAUAAUAAACCAGUCCAAUCAGAAAAUUCUACCAACGGCGUGAUGAAUCAACAGCCAGAGAAACGAACCCAGCCAAGAUCAAACGAAAUUUCUAUCGACUAUGCCAAUGACCCAAGAUAUUUUCCAUUACCUAAAGAGAGGAAAAAAGCCAACUUUGAUUCUAGUGACGAUGGUUUUACAAGCGAUGAUGACUUUUUAUUUCCUAUUAAAAAAAAUGAAAAAAAAACCAUCGAAUACACGAGUACAAAGUUGGAAGGUAAGGGAAAGAAAGGCAGGCCAAUAAAACCUGGAGGACCAACAGAUAGGAAGAGAAAAGCUGCAGAAGCAGCAGCUGCUGGUGUUGCUGAUAAAAAUACCAGAAAAAUAGAAGAGGUGGAUCCAUUAUUGUUACCUCCAAGACGAGAAACUUCCAGAAGAAGAGCAAAAGAAAAAACAUCUGUGAAACAACUUCUUGACCGUCAGCAAGGAAUCGACUAUUUUGACAAUGAUGAAGAGCAGGGCGAUUCUGACUCUGAUCCGGCAUGGACCCCUGCUGUCAAAUUAGUUGGAGAAGAAGAAGAAAAAAAAAAGAAAAGAGGCAGACCAGUUAUAACGAAAAAAUCCAGAAGAAUCAUAGACGAAGAUGGCUAUUCAUCAGGGGAGAUUGCAAUACAAAAAAAAUCAAGAAAAAAACAUGGAGGGUUCCUAAAACAUUCUAACAAUUCAGCCAAAGCUGCAAAUAAAAUCGAGGAUAAGUCAAUACGGGCUAACAGUGAUGACGACGCAGACAUUUCGCCAUUCAAGUCCGGAGAAUUUGUGGUGAUGAAAAGUGAUCUGGAUGAAGAAUUUCCUGCCCUCUGGAGGAUAGAUGGCAAGACGUUACUUCAGAAAUAUGAACCAUUCAAAUCCAAUGGAAAAAUUUUAUACAGAAAUAUUUCCACGUAUUCUGGUUGGGCGUCCCAAAAUCGUCAUACUUAUCAACAAGUCCCAGUGAAAUUCUGGCAGCAAGGCAAAGUAGAAACUAUUGUCGAAUUCCUCCGGGAUGAAAUUCGGAUUGACGAUAGUGACUGCAUCAAUAAAUCUAUGCAGGAAACGGAAAAGUAUCAGGAUAAUUUUGAAGUGUAUAUACAAACCCUCAUUUCUCAAGCUCUGGAUUCUAACUUUCUCACUGAAAUAUUUCAAGAACAAGAUGAUUAUUUCUUAUCUAAUGUAAAAACUGUCGAUGAAGUUACUGAUGAAAGGAAGCAACGACUAUUGGCAACAACAAACUGGAAUCCAAAUGUUGUUACAGCGAUAUCAACAUGGCCAUGCUUGAAUAUUCUUAGAGAUCUUCCCGUGUCUGAAUCCGAAGGAAAACAAUGUGUGGGAUGUCAGCAACAAAAAAUUCACGCAAGAGUUUUGUUGUAUGGUCAACCAUAUAAUGGUACUACUCUUGAAGGCUGUCCCCCAGAUCCUAAAAUUCCUCAAGAAAAGGAUUUUCUUCUGUGUCGGACAUGUGAAGGCAAGAUAGCUUUGUUUAAUAAGGUAGCACACCAAAAGUAUCUCAUGUUUUUAGAAUGCGCGAGACGUGUAGCUGAAAAACGAGUCUCGGACCCUCACAAAGAUACUACUAUUAUUCUCAAUGAAUUACUUGCUGAUGAAAUUUGGCUCAAUCAGCUAUUCAAAGAAGUUAGAGGUAUCUGGGCGGAAAUUGAUAGCAUAGAUCGUCAAAAUGAAGUGAAAUCAAAUUCCAGAAUCAAGGCUGUGAUACCCACUACUACAGAUCUUGACUCUGUAACAAAUGCCUCUGCAACACCAGGAAUCGCAGGCCCUGCUAUAACCCCUAUUUCACAGGUGCCUACAGAAAGUAAUACUUUAACAAUAGCUAACGAUAUUAAUUCAAUGAAUUUUACACCUUCUUAGUUUUACUAUAACUAUUUUUACGAUCUUAAAGUGACGAACGAAUAAGUGAAAAUAACCUUCGUUGUUAAUCCAGUGAUAAACUAUAAUCUUCAAAAUAGAAUUAAAUAAAAACUCAGCAUAACAUUACUUUCUUUACGUGCGGGGAAUUGUGAAUAGUGUUGAUUUUACGAACACUAAUAAUAAUAAUAAGACGAACGUUAAUUUUGAGUGUGAAAUUUGAAUAACUAUAAUUAACUAUUGAUAAGUUGUAACGAGUUUAAAAGCACGCACCGAACAUAUGUAAUAUACUCCACCCGUGACAUUGAAGUUAUAGGAUCAUGCCCUAAUUUUGCCAUUAUGUUAAAGUUAUCAAGAGAAGUUAUUAUCUGUGUGAAUAUAGAGAUAGUUGUAGAAUUUACAUCACAAUAAGGUGAGACAAAGUCAAAGUAGAAUUUGAUAAAGUAUAGGUUGAUAAUGAAAGUGUGAGUGGGAUAUUGUAAGAUAGAUUAUAAAUCAGAGUGCGAAAGAUAUAUCUCAAUUAAUCAUGUAAUAUAUUCAUAUUCAUCACGACGUGGAAACAUGCCCUCGUACUUCCAUCUAUAACAAAGGUGACAGAUGGAAUAAAUGAUGUUUUUUAUAAGAUUCAUUUUGGAUGUAUAUCCUGAGUAAUAGUAAUUAGUUCCAUGAAAUCAUUUUUGAAUCACAAUAAGAACGCAUGACGUCGCUCGGCCACUCACUUUUAUUCAAUUGAAAGUUUUUGUUUUUUUUCGUAACAUUCAAAAUCCAAGUGCCCCGUCAUUAUCAAACGUGACUUCGUAAUCGAAAUUAAUAACCCGAUAUAUUUGUUAUCGAGGAAAAUACGGUUUUGUGCUAUUGACAAUUACUACUUAUGAUAUCGAAUUUUGAAUUCAUAAUGAAUUUAUUGGUAACAAUAAGUAAUGACAUAUGACGAGCUCUAAGAAUUCUAUCUGUAAAACUGAAUUGAUUUUCUUGUAUCAGAGUGAGAAUUGUUGGUGAUAUAAGGUUGUAAGUUUUCACAUCUUUUCAAUUCCUUUUUUUCCAUGUCUUGUGUUUUUCAAAUUCUAUCUAGUGACUGUGAUACACAGAUGAUGGCAAACGUCGGGAUAAAAAUACUUUUCCUACAGCGCCGUCCUUCAGAUUGAAAUGGAUUGGUUUAGGAUAUGCAUGUACAGUUUGAAAUUCAAAUUCUCGUCGGACUAUUUGAUGAUUAUUUAUGUAUUAUUGAUUAUUGCUCAACUAUUUUAUCCGUACUGGAAUUAUAAUAAUUGGUGAUUUGUUAAUCUUCUGUUCUAGUUGCUUUGAACUCAAUCGAUGGUUUUAGAAAAUAUUUCUUUCAUAUAAGAGAAACGAUUUUUAAGGAACAGUAUUUUAGCAAUGAAUAGUAUCUCUCGUUUGAUGAGAUUAACGAAAGUGACUGUAAUUUUUAUAACUACGUGAAAGAAAUAUUUGGAAAUUAGUAUAAAGAAAAUUAACGCUUGGAUCUGUGGAAUACCAGUCACGAUUUGUUUUUUUUUUAUGUAGCAAAUUCGAUUCGAUUUUUUCAACACAUUGUGACAAUGAUGUUUAUAGCAUAAAUGUAAUAUAUAGAGCAUAAGUUCACUGAUCGGAGUCACGUGUUGAGUAAUAUUAACUAGCAAGCUGCUUGUUGACGUUUAAGGUCAUAACAUUACUUCUAACAUCACAGAAGCAACCAGUCAUUUAUUCAGUAAAGAAUACCCAAUUAAUUACGCGAAUCAAAUAUCACAUGAAAUGGCACAAACUAGUAAAUUAUGAAUGAAACUUUAUUUCAAAUUGCAUGCGGCGACAAUACGACUGGAUAUAACUAAUAGAAUAAGUUUCAGUUGGAAUAUAAUAAGAUUCAUUUAGAUCGUCAUUGAACUUUGCAAUGUAAUUUGUGUUAGCUGCUUCAAUAGAAAUCCCAUGAAAUUUUCACUAUCUUAGAAUUCCGAUACUAGUUGUUAUUACUAUUAUUCUUAUGAUUAUUAUUUUUAUCAUUACUACGAUAAAUAUUAAUAUUAAUUUUUCAAGUAAAAUACCUUCAAAUACGCGCCCACUACACUUGAACAUCACUCUUUCAUAACGUGGGAUCAAAAAUCGAAUACUUUUAUCUCAUCUCCCACCGCACCGCGGUAAAAAAUAUUUGUAAAAUUUUAUGCCACGUUGCAAUAGCUUCUAUAAAAUAUACUUUCCAGUAGGUAAUAGAUGUGGACCUAGUGAUGAUACUAUGUUUGCUGAUAGUUUUGUGUACAAUAAUACCAGUAUAUUUUAGGUGAAACAAUAUUAUUGUAUUGUUCAUACUUGAAGGUCUUUAAGUUUACAUUUGUUUUUUAUAUUAAUUAUGAAAUAUUACUAAGUGGUGAUAUGCGUGUGUGGCGAGAAUGUAUUUUUCGAGACGAUGUAUCAAAUUAUAUUUGUAAAUUGUAAAGAUAUAUAGCGUAGGUGGCGAUGAUUAAGAAAAUUGGCUGUCAAAUUUAGACAUCUCUCAUAUUAUAUUAUUAUGGCAAAUCGAAAUUAUUAUAUUAUCAAUUGUCAUAAUUAUUAUUGAGUUCUAUUGUAAAUUAACAAAGAAAUUAUUGACUUGAACGUUAUAAAUGCGGGCAUUUGGACAGAACAUCGUAAAGUAAUAAAAAAAAAGACAGUACGCAAGUGUAAAAGUUUUCAUUUUCGAGUAUGUGCCAUGCAAUAACUCAUAUCACUCAACGGUGAUAUUAUGUUUCAAGAAUUGAGCCACAUGGGUCGUAACGUUUCGUUGUAAGACAAGGAUAUCUCAUGAAGUUGACAUUGUUUUAUUGAAGUUAUACGUUUUUUUUGGUGCGUGACUCAAAUUUUGAUACGUAUUAUCCACCCAAUGUAUAACACACCAAUUGUCGACAUUACUAAUAUUGAAAACUUAAUAUUAUCGUUACAUUGUUUCCUAAUUUUUGGCAAAGUAGCAAUUAUAUCGUUUAUAAUAACCAUGUACAUUUUCCAACUAGUUUUGAAAAUUACAACUGAAUCAAUGACGAGGA
Messenger RNA from Athalia rosae (coleseed sawfly), 8568 nucleotides. RefSeq names its product myb-like protein AA. Gene Ontology annotation, cellular component: nucleus. The record is from RefSeq and is a predicted model, not a curated record. NCBI's taxonomy places the organism in Eukaryota, Metazoa, Arthropoda, Insecta, Hymenoptera, Athaliidae. The coding region runs from base 668 to 5560 and encodes 1630 amino acids. The transcript is spliced from 9 exons.